AUGGCACUGUGGAAAAUCAAUUGCCUCACCUUGCCCCGGCUCCCUGUGAAUUUGGCCGUCAAAAAAAGCAUCUCGCAAUUCAAGAACCCGCCGAAUCUGACGAUUCGGGAUGAGGCACUGGGGAACCUCAUCUACUCACGCAACAUCUCCAGGAAUAACCGGUUUGCCGCUGCGGUCGCCCCACAGCAGGGGGAUACGCCGUUGAGGUUUCUGACCCGACGGCUCGGCCAUGCCUACGAAGUAUACCCGCUCCUUGGACUAAUGGGCUUCUGGGUGGCUUUGGUUGGGGUUUUCGGCUAUUUGAGCUUGACGAAGGUGGAGCUGUGGAUUGACAGAUCCACCGAGUCGGCCCCCUGGGAUUGGUCUCGUAUCCGGAACAACUACUGGAAGAAGCAAACGUUUGGCCUCGGCCAAAACUUCGAAAGCACCCACAAGCGACUCCCGAUCAUGGAGCAGCUGCAGGACGAGAUGCUCGAGGCGGCGAAGCAGCGCGGGACUCGCCAU
Mesorhabditis spiculigera is the source of this 504-nucleotide messenger RNA. The record is from the annotation of a GenBank genome assembly. Lineage: Eukaryota; Metazoa; Nematoda; Chromadorea; Rhabditida; Rhabditidae.